AUGCCGACCAAGCCGAGUGAUUUGCGGCUUAAUAUACCAAACUCAUCUGCAAAUAUCUCACCAUCUCUAUUUCCAUCUUCAACGCCAUCGAGAUCGCAGCUGCUGAAUGUGCCGCCUGCCAGCCCAUCGAGCAGCCGGAAGCUCGAUCCAAACAGCAUUUCAGCUCCAAUAACAAAUCCCAGUUCCCCAAAUCCUUCAACUCACUCACACACUAUCCAUCAUUCACCCAGAGUUCAUCGCACUUUCCACAAAUUGGCGUCAUCAAAGCCAGGAAAUUCCAGCAAGUACAAUCAAACGUCACCCUCUUUCUCGCACGCUCCAGCAACCUCCAACAGCGCUGCGUUUGGUGGUAGUGGCAAUAGCUCUAGCACUGCCAAGGGCGGCUUGGGUAAGGAUAUAGCUAGUGCCAUUGAGCUCCACGGCGAUUCCUGGCAGGCGAUAUGCGUCAAAGUACUGCCAUUGUUCAAUGGCGAGAACAUGAUAACAUCUUUGGAAGAUUUAAACGCGUUGGUCAUUAUUCAUAUCAGAGACACUAUCGCUCGCUCAAAACCAUCGCGCGUGAUUGAAAGCCUUUCCACUGAUUUUAACAACCUGAUCAGUAUUGGCAUGCUUACGCUUCGAGCCAAGCUUGUUCAACAUGUCGAUGAGAGUACUGAUCGUUUUGCGACACGUACCGUUGAAAUUUGGACAUUCUUCUUCGGUCAGGUUUUACCUCUUCUUGAAGGAGUAUUUCUACCGUAUAGCACAGAUACACAUAUUCAGGCACUAGCAAAAUCAUCAACAGCAAACUCUGCGAAAACGGGGGAUGGAUCGAGUCAUAAUCUGUCGUAUAACGACGAAUCAACGAGCAAGGUGGCGUUAUUACCGUCAGUGAUGAAUGUGCGCAAGUCAGUGAUAAAGGGUUUCAGAGAUCAGUUGAUUAUACCACUAUUUGGAAAAUUAGAGAGGUUAUUUAUGGAUUUAUGCGAUGAGGCUGUACCUGUAACACCUACAUCGGGACCACAGUCGAAGCAGUCACUUAGUUCGUUAAAGUCUGCUUACCAAAGUAUACCAGAUUCACUACCGUCAACAGCAGCAGCAAUAGCGGCUAGCUCUACGCAACCCAAAACAAGUGCCUUUAGUCCAAUACCGCGGCUGCAGCAGAUGUCACUGGUAGUAUCAUCAAUACGUGCAUCUGACACAAGUCAGGACCGGGUUGAGAGGUUAGGUAGGAUAAUACGUCGAAGCUAUAUUGGGGAUGUACAAAAUGAACAAUCGACAUCAAGUUCAGGAACAAGUUUGCUUUUCAGAUCAACACAAAGAACAUCGAGUAUCUCACCCUUUACAGAAAAGUUAUUAAACAAGAGACGAGAUAGGAGGGGGUGGAUAAGGAAGAAAACUAAUGCGAAUGCUUCAAGCACAGAUGAUCAUCUCGACGACGGAGGGAGCGGGAUGUAUGAAGCAGCGCUUGGGCGAGAGGCUACACAAAAGGACAGUGAAGAUGAGUGGCUGGAUACGCUGCGCUCACCGACAGAGACGGUUGGAUAUGUUAGCACAGGUAUUACACCGACGGUAAAUACACAGUUAUCAGAAAAACAGCCCGAGAGAACUGCACCAAUAAUCGCACCAAGGGGAUCAAGUCUUGCGUUUGGGUACAACGUAGAUGACGUUAGCUCAUCGGAUGAAGAUGAAGACAGUGGAGAAUCAAAUGGGGUAGAGGGAUUGAGGCGGGUAGAGACGGAAGUGGAUUUGGAGCAAAAUGAGAAAGAGGUGAAAGGGGGAGAGUACAACGAGGAGAGGGAAGGAAGGUCGAGUGAUGACAAAACACAAGAGACAGUUGUACAGGAGAGGUCGCCUGUAGAAGAUUCGUUGAGAAGGUGGGAUCAAGCACAGAAAGAGCUGGAGGAGAUGCUCGGGAUGACGGAAGGAGAAACACCCAAGGUAUCGAGUGAGGAGAGGUGGAGUAAACCACUCCCGCCAUCGCCCAAGUUGGUAGGACUAGAUUUGGAAGCAGAGGGAGAAGAAUAA
Wallemia ichthyophaga EXF-994 is the source of this 2007-nucleotide messenger RNA. Its product is annotated as Target of rapamycin complex 2 subunit bit61. Gene Ontology annotation, cellular component: TORC2 complex. NCBI's taxonomy places the organism in Eukaryota, Fungi, Basidiomycota, Wallemiomycetes, Wallemiales, Wallemiaceae. The transcript has 3 exons. The coding region runs from base 1 to 2007 and encodes 668 amino acids. Gene Ontology annotation, biological process: TORC2 signaling. The record is from RefSeq and is a predicted model, not a curated record.